Messenger RNA from Sugiyamaella lignohabitans, 2400 nucleotides. RefSeq names its product Pdc2p (gene PDC2). Gene Ontology annotation, cellular component: nucleus. NCBI's taxonomy places the organism in Eukaryota, Fungi, Ascomycota, Dipodascomycetes, Dipodascales, Trichomonascaceae. The record is from RefSeq and is a predicted model, not a curated record. The coding region runs from base 1 to 2400 and encodes 799 amino acids. Gene Ontology annotation, molecular function: DNA binding. The transcript has a single exon.
AUGCCUCGUGCUAGGAAACAGCAGCAGCAGCAGCCGUCGUCCGGUGGGUCCAUUGGUCAGAGACAACAGGUUCCUGGCCAGGGCCUGGAUCAUUCCGGUCAAAACCAUCUUCAACAGCAGGGCCAACAACAAGGUCAUGGCGGUGAAGAAGAUUACGGACCUCAUGAUCCGGCAUUGAUUGAAGCCACUAACACGGCAGCCGCGGCCAUUCGCGCUGCUACAGCUGCUAAUAUUUUGGCGGGAAACCCUGGGAAUGAUAAUUCAGUGGUUGGUGGAUUAAAAGACGCGAAUGGAGUCGAGUCAUAUGUCGAUACUCGGUUGACCGACGCUCAUCACCAUCACCAUCAUCACCAUCAUGGCCUGGAUGCGGCUGCUCAUCAUGGAUUGGGUGCUAAUUUAGACCCGGCCGUGGUCGGCAUGGGUGUAGGUGGUCAUGGACAUCCUCAGAUGGGUCAUGUUCAUGGAAAUCCUGAAGACGAUGAAGCGGCUGCUAAAGCUGUGGCAGCAGUGGCUGCUGCAGUCGCUAAAGCUACUGCUUCUGCAAAUGCCAAUGGUGGGGGUGUCGGUGGAGUUGGUGUUGGAGAAGUCGGUGGUGUGGGUGUUGGUGGAGGUGUGGAUGAUGUGGAUGAUGUGGUUGACGACGAUGUUCAUGACCCAGACGCUCAUGGGUCGGAAAAACCCCGUGUCAAAAGAACAGCCAUUACUCACGAACAGCGGAAAACGCUGCGAGAAUGGUUCUUUUCCCAGGAUCCUAGACCCAGUCAGGCCAAAUCGAUCAUCUGGUUUCAUGAGAAGUUCGGUCGAGUCAUUAGUCAGGCAGCCAUUUCUCAUUCGCUUCAUGAUCGAUAUAAACAUCUUGAUUUUGCUGCGGGAGCUCCAUCGUCAGCAUUCCGUCAAAGAAGUGCUCAAUGGCCCGAACUCGAGGCAAUUCUAUUCGACUAUCUUCAAGCAAUUGAAAAGAAACGCGGUAAAAGCGCGUUUCCAUCAUCUGUUUCCGGUGAAACUCUGACCAAAGCAGCCAAGACUAUCUGGCAGCAGAUUCCAAUUUACGCUGACCAGAACCCUCCUACUUUUUCUAAUGGUUGGGUGUCACGGUUCAAGGGACGGUAUAAGACAUAUAAACAGUAUGGAGAUGCUACAGCAGUGGAUAUUCGAUCGAUUCAACAGCUGACUGCAAACUAUACUCCAGACAGCAUUUAUACUAUGGACGAAACAAGUUUAUUUUGGCGUCGUCCACCCACCGCCAGUGCUACGAAUAAAGACCGGUCGAAAAUCACCCUCAUUCUGUGUACUAAUGCGUCUGGUACUGAUAAACUGCCGUUAUGGGGUAUUGGACGAGCUCGUGAGUACCGUAGUUUGGCCAAUGUGAAUCUUGCUGCUAUUGAUAGUCACUGGCGGUCGAAUGAGAACGCGUGGUUGACGGGGUCGAUUAUGGAAGAAUGGUUACAGUCGUUUUACGAGCAUGUCGGCUCCCGUCCUGUGUUGCUGGUAAUGGACAAUUUCUCGGCACAUAUCCAAGGAUUAGCCGAAUCACCGCCACCAUCUAACGUCAGAGUACAGUUUCUGCCGUCGAAUUCAGUGUCGUUUUUCCAGCCACUGGAUAAAGGAGUUGUUGAACAGUUCAAGAUUUUGUACCGGAAACACUGGAUCGAUUUCAUGGUGCAAUGCUAUGCCAAAGGUCAGAACCCAUUGGAAGUAGUUACAAUGCGCGAGGCUCUGAGAUGGGCUGUCAAAGCAUGGGAUCACGAUAUCACGCCCGAGGUAGUUAAAUUUGCGUUUCACGAAGCUUCAGUUCUGCCAUCGCUGAAUAAACAAGCCAAACAGAAGCUGUUAUCAGGAACCACCAAUGCAAUCAUGAACAAUACUCACAACAACAACAGCAAUAAUAACAAUAACAACAAUAAUAUUAUGCCCCCGCCAUCGUCAAGUAUGCUGGAUCCUAGUAUUGCCGGAGUUGGAGCUGUCAGCAGUCCUGUUCCUGGAAACACGGUGAUGCCGUUCCCCACGCCCCAGAUCCUCGAAACCAGCUAUGCUCAAUUAUGGCAGACUCAGCAGCUGGCUGAUAUGAUUGAUCUUGGCAAUUUCAUUGCCUUUUCAGCCGAAGAGUCCGUAGGAGUCGAGGAUGUCGACGAGUCUGAAGUGUUACAAGCCAUCAUCAACUACCACUUAGGGCUGUCUCAGGUGGAUGAUGAGGACGACGAAGAAGUCACCGACUCGACCGCUGUGAAACUGCGAGGUGUCGGCACCGCCCAAGAAGAGGCACUACAACCGACUCCACACCAGGUCCUGGGCUACCUCGAGGUCGUCAUGAACUUUGUCGAGCGCCAAAACUUCACAACCCGGUCACAAAUGCGUGCUCUCGAGGAGAUCGAGCUCGAACUCGAGCGCCGAAUCAACUAA